AUGUCUCAAUCUAUCCCCCAGACCGUCCAGCAAUGGAUCAUCCCCUCUCGGGAUGCCAAGGACUUCAGCGGCAUGAAGUUCACAGAGGCUCCUACUCCUGAACUCGGUGAUGGCCAAGUCCUCGUCAAACUCCAGGGUGCUUCCCUCAACUACCGUGAUCUGAUCCUCCCUAUCGGACGCUACCCCUUCCCCGCCAAGGACGGCGUCGUCCCCGGUUCUGACGGUGCCGGUACCGUCCUCGCCGUCGGCAAGAACGUCACCCGCUUCCAGCCCGGCGACAAGGUCGUCACCCUCUUCAACCAGGGCCACAUUGGCGGCUCUCUCGACAACCUCAGCGUCCAGACCGGUCUCGGUGGUGUCAUUGACGGUACCUUCCGCUCCGUCGGUGCUUUUGACGAACAAGGUCUCGUCCCCAUGCCCAAGGGUCUCGAGUUCCACGAGGCUGCCACUCUCACCUGCGCCGGUCUGACCGCCUGGAACGGUCUCUACGGUCUCGAGGGCAAGAAGCUUCUUCCUGGCCAGUGGGUUCUCACCCAGGGAACCGGUGGUGUUUCCAUCUUUGCUGUUCAGUUCGCCAAGGCUGCCGGUGCCAAGGUCAUUGCUACCACUAGCUCCAGCGAAAAGGCCAAGCUCCUCGAGAAGCUCGGUGCCGACCACAUCAUCAACUACAAGGAGACUCCUGAGUGGGGAGCCAAGGCCAAGGAGCUCACUGGCGGUGCUGGUGUUGACCACGUUAUCGAGGUUGCCGGUCCUUCUUCCAUGAAGCAGUCCCUCAACGCUGUCAAGAUUGACGGCGUUAUCUCUAUUAUUGGAUUCGUCGGCGGUACCGGCCAGAACGACCCUGGUUUCCUCGACUGUCUGUCCAACCUCUGCACAACCCGAGGUCUUCUUGUCGGAAGCCGAACCCAGAUGGAGGACAUGUGCCGCGCUGUCGAGGCCAACAUUGAGAAGCUCCGUCCCGUUGUCGACCCCAAGGUCUUUAGCCUGGAGCAGCUCCGUGAGGCUUACGAGUACCAGUGGUCUGGUCAGCACCAGGGCAAGGUCUGUGUCAAGAUUGAGUAA
Messenger RNA from Fusarium pseudograminearum CS3096, 1062 nucleotides. RefSeq lists its product as uncharacterized. The transcript has 2 exons. Gene Ontology annotation, molecular function: oxidoreductase activity. The record is from RefSeq and is a predicted model, not a curated record. The coding region runs from base 1 to 1062 and encodes 353 amino acids. NCBI's taxonomy places the organism in Eukaryota, Fungi, Ascomycota, Sordariomycetes, Hypocreales, Nectriaceae.